ACCUGCAGAGCGUCCCAGGAAAGGAACUGAGGGGGAAAUGGUGUCGCCUGGAAAAACUUGUGCCAAAAGUUUUGCUUGCAAAUUGUCUCUGGUUAGAAAGCCCUGCAAGGGAGCAGCCCCCAGAAACCAUGCAGGGGGAGAAACCCUUCGACCGAAGGCCCCCUCAGGGGAAGCUGGGGAGAGUCUCCACAUGCUCUGAGUGCAGGAAAUCCUUUACUCACCGGUCCCUCCUUUUGAUCCACCAGAAGGAGCACACGGGGAAUGGAUCGCAUCUGUGUUUGGAGUGUGGGAAAUCCUUUCCUGGAGUGUGGGGCUUUGCCAAACAUCUCAGGAGCCACCCUGGACUAAGGCCCUACAAAUGCAGAGAGUGUGGAAAGCGUUUUGCUAAAGGCUCAAACCUUGGAGCCCAUCAGCAAAUCCACAUAGGAGAGAAACCAUACAAGUACUGGCAUUGCAGGAAGAGCUUUACUUGCAACUCACAACUUUGGGUCCGUGAGAAGGUUCACAGGGGCAUUAUACCUUAUAAAUGCUUUCAGCGUGGAAAAAGUUUCUCUCGAAGUUCAUUUCUUCGGAGCCACAGAGAGGAGAAAAACAAAAAGUGCCUAGAAUGUGGGAAAUGUUUUUCCCAGAAAUCAAACCUGGUGCGACAUCAGAGAAUUCACACUGGAGACAGACCUUAUAAAUGCCCUGAAUGUGAGAAACGAUUUGUGGAUUCUUCUGAACUUCGGACACACAAGAUGAGGCACAGAGGAGAUAAACCGUAUAAAUGUGAGGAGUGUGGGAAAAGUUUUAUUUCGCCAGCAAACCUUCUGAUUCAUCAGAGAAUCCACACAGGGGAGAAACCAUACAAUUGUGUGGAAUGUGGUAAAUGUUUUGCUCAAAAGGGAGGGCUUUGGGAACAUCAGAAAAUUCACACAGGGGAGAAGCCCUAUCAAUGCAUCGAGUGUGGAACAUUUUUUCGUACGACAACAGCCCUCAGAUGUCAUGUGAAAGUUCACACAGGGGAAAAAAAUUACAAAUGUUUAGACUGUGGAAGAGCAUUUGCUCGUCAAUCAUCCCUUAGAAAUCACAGCUUAAUGCAUAUAGGAGAGACGCCCCAUAAAUGCUUGGAAUGCAGUAAAUGUUUUUUCAGUAACGCAACUCUUUUGAGGCAUCAGAGAAUUCAUACUGGAGAAAAGCCUUAUCAAUGCCUGGAGUGUGGGAAAUCUUUUCCUUACAAAGAAUAUCUUAGAAACCAUAAGAGACUUCACACAGGAGAGAAACCUUACAAGUGCGGACAGUGUGGGAAGGGCUUUACUCGCAGUUCAGAUCUUGGGGUCCAUGAGAAGCUUCACACAGGAAUAAAGCCUUAUAAAUGUCUCAGGUGUGGAAAAUGUUUCACUCAAAAUUCAUCUCUCCAGAGCCAUGAGAAAAUCCACAGAGGGGAGAAAAAUGAAAAGUGCCUAGAAUGUGGGAAAUGUUUUUUCCAGAAAUCACACCUGGUGAGACAUCAGAGAAUCCACACCGGAAACAGACCCUAUGAAUGCCCAGAAUGUGAGAAACGAUUUGUCGAUUCUUCUGAACUUCGGAGACACCAGAAGAGGCACAAAGGAGAGAAGCCAUAUAAAUGUGGGGAGUGUGGGAAAUAUUUUGCUCAAAAGAACGGACUUUCAGAACAUCAGAAGAUUCACACAGGGGAGAAGCCCUAUCAAUGCAUCAAGUGUGAAACAUUUUUUCGUACGAGAUCAGGCCUCACACGUCAUAUGAAAGUUCACAUGGAGCAAAAAAAUUACAAAUGUUUAGACUGUGGGAGAGCAUUUGCUUAUUCAUCAUCCCUUAGAAAUCACAGCCUAAUCCAUACAGGAGUGACACCAUUCAGAUGCGUAGAAUGUGGGAAAUGUUUCUGUCGAAAAACAAUACUUUUGGAACAUCAGAACAUUCACACGGGGGAAAAGCCCUAUCAAUGCAUUGAGUGUGGAACAUUUUUUCGUAGGAAGUCAAAUCUCACACGUCAUAUGAAAGUUCACACGGGGGAAAAAAAUUACAGAUGUUUAGACUGUGGAAGAGGAUUUGCUUAUUCAUCAUCCCUUAGAAAUCACAGCCGCCUAAUGCAUGUAGGAGAGACGCCCCAUAAAUGCUUGGAGUGUAAUAAAUGUUUUUCCAGGAAGGAAACGCUUUUGAAGCAUCAGAUAAUUCAUACUGGAGAAAAAGCUCAUCAGUGUCUGGAAUGUGGGAAAUCUUUCCCUUACAAAGAAUGUCUUAGAAACCAUGAGAGAGUUCACAUAGGAGAGAAACCUUAGAAGUGCUGGCAGUGUGGGAAGUGCUUUACUCAGCGUUCACAGCUUUGGGUCCAUGAGAAGAUUCACACCGGAAUAACACCUUAUAAAUGCCUUGAGUGUGGAAAAUGUUUCACUUAGAGUUCAUCUCUUUGGAGCCAUGAGAAAACCCACAGAGGGCAGAAAAAUGAAAAGUGCCUAGAAUGUAGAUGUAAUGGAAUGUGAGGGUGGCCUUGCGAGACAGGGAAAGUGAUGCCACCUGGGGAACCAUCAGAUAAAAGAGAAAGGAGUCCAGAACUGCGUAAUGGCCAUAGAAAGAAGCUUAGGAAAAACCCACCCUAACUACGCAGGUGGUUAAUAGGGAGGGUGGGAGAUUUGUGCUUUCAGACUUGCAAGAUUCUGUUAAUGUAGCUUUCAAUAAAGUA
This is a messenger RNA of Python bivittatus (Burmese python), 2680 nucleotides long. Lineage: Eukaryota; Metazoa; Chordata; Lepidosauria; Squamata; Pythonidae. The record is from RefSeq and is a predicted model, not a curated record.